CUCAAAACCAGCGACUUUACUUUCUGAAAUGACUGUACUUUCUUUAGCUUGCUCUUUUUCUUUCUUCCCUCGAUGCCCGUUUUUGGAGGAGCUCCUCAAUGCCAGCGAUGCCACAAAUCGGUCUAUAUGGCUGAACAGGUCAUUGGGCCCGGUGGUGCUUACCAUCGUAGUUGUUUGACUUGCAAGGAAUGUAACAAACGUCUCGAUUCCACUACGUUGACAGAGCGGGAUAAUGAGGCAUACUGCAAAGUUUGUUACAACCGUAAAUGGGGACCAAAGGGAUAUGGAUUUGCUUCUGGUGCAGCAUUUUUGAGCACAGAGGAUAAAAUGCCUAAAGAUAUUUUGGAAGAACAAGGCCAGUCAUCCUCGUCCAACUCUCCACACUUGCCACCACGUCCUCAACAACAAGCAUCCCCUCCACCACAACCUGUUGCAACUACAACAACACGUCCACAGCCGGAAUCAUCGCCGACUGUACCGAUGAGCUCGUUCUGGUCGUCUCGGCAACCACAACAACAACAACAAGGCGGUAUUCCAGGCACCAAACCUCCAGCACCUACCAAACCACUGGUGCCAAGCAGCACCAAACCUUCGGUCGUCAAGCCAGCUUAUCCUUCGUCACCUUCUUCUUCAUCAUCACCAUCACCUGCUGCUGCAUCGCCGGCACUACCCAACCGACCCUCACCAGCAACACCACCACGUCCACAACAACCAUCGAUUGCCACCAAACCUACCUAUCUUAAUACAAGCUACGUACCCAAAAAAGUCAACAUCAACAUUCAGAACGACACGUGUACAAAGUGCGGGAAGGCUGUUUAUGCUGCUGAGCUGGCAAUGGGAGCAGGAAACAAAUAUCACAAGUUUUGCUUAAAGUGUACCGAAUGUGGCAAGUUAUUGAGUUCAACAAACAUGGUUGAUAAGGAUUUCGAUUUGUAUUGUCGUGGCUGUUACGCCAAACUCCAUGGGCCCAAGGGAUUUGGAUACGGAAACUUGCUUUCGACAGAAGGAUCUACUCGAUAGAUGGAUUCGGAGUGUGGUAUAUAUAUGAUUGUAACUUUACAAGAUGCUGUUGUGUGUGGUACAUUGGGGUCUAGAAGGGGGUCUGUGAUUGUUGUUCAUUAAAAAAUCAAAAAACAUCGCUUGAACGGAUUUGGUUCCAAGUAUCGACGCGAUAUAUGGGUGGUUGACCAGGAGUACGUGAGGAUGAUGGGAUCGACUCUACCACAGUGCGAUGGAAAUCGUCCUUGAUUGCUUUCAACAGUCGCUGAUUAUCUCCAAUGACAAUACCAGUGUUUGCGUCCAC
This is a messenger RNA of Zychaea mexicana, 1303 nucleotides long. RefSeq lists its product as uncharacterized. Gene Ontology annotation, biological process: actin cytoskeleton organization. Bases 73 to 1020 code for a protein of 315 amino acids. The record is from RefSeq and is a predicted model, not a curated record. The transcript has 8 exons. NCBI's taxonomy places the organism in Eukaryota, Fungi, Mucoromycota, Mucoromycetes, Mucorales, Lichtheimiaceae. Gene Ontology annotation, cellular component: cytoplasm.